AUGGGCGGAGCAACAUCAUCCCACUCCAAGUAUGCGAGCGAUCCUCGCUCCGAGACGCGUGAGAGCAUCCAAGAGCGGAUCGACAAGAACAAAAAAAAAAUAGAGAAGUUGGAGAAGGAGAACGAGGUGUUGGGUCGGCGACUGCAGAAGGAGGCCGAGCGGAGUGCGGCCGAGGCGCCAUGGGACGGACGCACCAUCCGACGCCACAGCGCCGGCGGACCCGAGGACUCCAUGCCCUCCGGCCUCACCCCGCGCUCCGCCCUCCUCCAGGGCCAGACCCAGAAGCAACAGCAGAAGAGCAAGCGCACCUCCUAA
This is a messenger RNA of Acanthamoeba castellanii str. Neff, 315 nucleotides long. RefSeq lists its product as uncharacterized. The record is from RefSeq and is a predicted model, not a curated record. The coding region runs from base 1 to 315 and encodes 104 amino acids. The transcript has 2 exons. Lineage: Eukaryota; Discosea; Longamoebia; Acanthamoebidae.